Penaeus vannamei (Pacific white shrimp) is the source of this 2191-nucleotide messenger RNA. NCBI's taxonomy places the organism in Eukaryota, Metazoa, Arthropoda, Malacostraca, Decapoda, Penaeidae. The record is from RefSeq and is a predicted model, not a curated record.
UCAAGCAAAGGAGUUCCUUGUCGAAGGAGCUACAAGGUUCCCGAGGAUCGAAGGGUGGCCAAGGAGGGUCGUGGAGGCGCUCCUUCGGCUGGCCUUCCCAAGCGUCCUUUCAAAAGACAGGAACAAGAUAUUCCUUUGUCUGAAAAGACUGUACGAAAACUAAUAAGAGACAAUAUCACAAACUUCUAAGCGAAGAUUUUCCCAUGAACUUUUGUGUGAGAAAGGAAAUGUAAAAAUAACCUCCCGGCUCACUCAUUAUCCGGCACUGAUACUGUGCAGACAAUGGGAUGCCAGAUCUUUCGAAUUUAAACAUACGAUUUUCAGCCUAAGGACUUCGGGGGAAGAAAGCGAGAUGUGCACGACGCCAUACCUCUUCAUUGAUACGAACAUGACCUCAUUUCCCCAAGAGUUCGUGUCAAACUACAGGCCAGUAAUUGCCAUGAAAGUGACCCCUGCAUUCCGUUUCGCCAGGAAGUGUGACGCAUGAGCCUCUCGCCUCAAAACGCCGGAUGAUGUCGGUUUCUCGUCAGUCACGGACGCGCAGCGUGUGUCAGAGGCCCUUGCAGUGGGCGUCUUGCCGUGUGCCUGCGUGCCUAUCCUCAUCUGCGUGUUCUGAAUCGGUGGAUCCCAGCUUUUCCCGGCAAAGGAGUUCCUUAUCGAAGGAGCUACGAGGUUCCCGAGGAUCGAAGCGUGGCAUCGCGUCCGGUGCGAUGGCCGGGUGGCGGAGGGUGGUCGUGGCGGCGCUCCUUCAGCUGGCCUUCUCGCGCGUCCUUCCUGCAGACACCAAUUGCUAUGAAAGAGGGGAGCAACUAAUAGGACGUGGAUACUUCAACUGUUCAGAGCCACGUCUGAACUUCAAUGACACUCAAGAGGAGCUCACAAUGGACUUUCGUAACAGAAACAAUAAAAUUGUAUCCAGUCUGUCACUCAACAGAACAGCCGGUGCCUUCCACCUCAUUACUCAUAAAUAUGAUAAAGUAAUAAACCGCACAAAGUUAGAUCUACCUGAUUCCUCAAAUGAACUGCAACUCAACAUCAACCGUUCAAGUGUGCACGCGAAGACUCGGGGAAGAUGGCGGAAGCUGGACAUUCCGGAGACAAAAGAGAUCUUCUCCUUGUACUUCCGGUCUUCCCACCCUCCUUUCUGCAUCACGUGCCACGGAGGAGACAUCUGGGACAACGACAAAGCCAUCCAACCAGACACUGAACAUGGCGCAGGGCACACCAAUCAAGCCACUGAACAAAACGGAGGAGACAUCUGGCACAACGACAAAGCCGACACCACCCAGAACACUGAACAAGGCGUCGUUCAAACCACUCGGAGCACUGAACAAGGUAUGGUACAAUCCACUCAGGCCACGGAACGAAGUGACGUUCAAUCCACCCAGAACACUGAACAAGGCGUCGUUCAAACCACUCGAAGCACUGAACAAAGCGUCGUUCAAACCACUCAGAACACUGAACAAGGCAUCGUUCCAACCACUCAGACCAACGAGCAAGACACAGAACACCAGACAGUUACAUUGUGGCCGCUGUGUUUCAUCCUGCUGCCACUAUUGGGCCUCCUGCUGUGCAAACGAACGUACCUUUGCGGAAAGAUGCACCUGCUGUGCCAUGACCUCAGGACCUGUUGCCGCAACACGAAAGGAACUACGACGGGAAAUGAGCAAGAAAUGUCCGGACGUUUUCACCAAGCUCGGGAAGAAGGCAAUGGAAUGAUGCAUGACACAGGCAAUUUUGAAGCAGUUGAAGUUGAGACAGAAAAUGACACGUACAUUUCUGCUGAUGUUGUCCAAGGAUGUGGAGACGAAGAAUACGAAACAGUGAAUGACAUUUACGCUUCUGCUGAUGUUGUCCAAGGAUGUGGAGACGAAGAAUACGAAACAGUGAAUGACAUUUACAUUUCUGCUGACGUUCACCAAUCCGGAAGCAACGAAUAUGAAACACUUACCAAUAUAUGAAUGCCAGUUGAUGAUUUUUAGUAUGACAGAAGAGGAUGUUGAAUAUGAUGAUACUUCCAAACUUAUACCUGGUUUUGGACAAACUGAGGUGGCUGAUGAGGAAACAUGGAAAAGAUUUGUAUGAUUUUAUGUUGUCCAAAAACAGACAAGUGUGAAAUGCGAAAUGCUAAAUGACUUGAACAUUUCUAUUGAAGCUCCUAAGUUCAGUUGCAAAAAUAUGAAACAAAGAA